Messenger RNA from Myxocyprinus asiaticus (Chinese sucker), 2324 nucleotides. It is a transcript of the gene micu2, whose product is annotated as mitochondrial calcium uptake 2. Gene Ontology annotation, biological process: mitochondrial calcium ion homeostasis; calcium import into the mitochondrion. Gene Ontology annotation, molecular function: calcium ion binding. The transcript is spliced from 12 exons. Gene Ontology annotation, cellular component: uniplex complex. Bases 42 to 1304 code for a protein of 420 amino acids. NCBI's taxonomy places the organism in Eukaryota, Metazoa, Chordata, Actinopteri, Cypriniformes, Catostomidae. The record is from RefSeq and is a predicted model, not a curated record.
UAUCGACCAAAGAAGGGCGAUUAAAACUUCCCCAUAGAAAAAUGGCGACUUGGGUCAGGUUAGGUGUUAGCGUGCGGAAUAUGCUCAGAAGUUUGUCGUCUCACAGAAAUGUAUGGUAUAGUCGUACUGUUGGAGCGGCACUGCUGAGCACUGUUUUGGCAGGCGGAUUUAUUCGGUAUAAGUAUGAUCCGCAAUGGAAACUGUGGCCCCACAUCGUGUACGCGGAGGAGGAGGCGAAGAAAGCAGAGACCACAGUGUCAACUGUGUCAACGAGACGUCUGCGAUUUAACCAGUUUGCCUCCAUGAUGUAUGAACAGGAGCCGUAUAUGACACCCAGGGACUUCCUCCAUUCAGUCAUGCUGGAGUAUGUGGACCACAAACUACAGAAAAAGAUCCUGACGAAAAGGGAUGUGGAGGAGAUGAUGAAGGUGGCUUCCAAGGCUGAGGCAGGAAGUAACCUGUUCAGAGGAAUCGGAGACAAAGGGCUUAUCUCUUACACAGAGUACCUGUUUCUCCUCACUAUUGUUACAAAACCUCAAACAGGAUUUCAUAUUGCUUUCAAAAUGCUUGAUAUUGAUGGCAAUGAGCAUGUGGACAAGAAAGAGUUUCAGAAGCUGAAGAAAAUAAUUAGCCCGAGGAAAAAGCUUCUAAAGCAGGGUGGAGCAGAGGGUUUAGACACUGUUGAUGAGGUCAACACCACACUACAGGUGUUCUUCUUUGGGAAAAAUGGCAAGAUGAAACUCCAUUACAAUGAUUUCUGCAGGUUUAUGGAAGACCUACAAGCAGAGGUGCAAGAAAUGGAGUUCCUACGGUUUUCUAAAGGGAUGAAGACCAUGAGGCGGGAGGACUUUGCUGAAUGGCUACUUCAUUACACCAAUGAAGAAGAUAAUGAGGCAUACUGGGAAAAUAUGAGAAAGAGGAUCCCCACUGGACAGAGCAUCACCUUUGAUGAAUUUAAAGCAUUCUGUCUCUUUACCAACCACCUGGAGGACUUUGCUUUGUCAGUCAAAAUGAUUAAUGAUGCCAGCAAGCCAAUUGGAAUGGCUCAGUUCAAACGAGCAGUAAAGAUAGCUACAGGUCAAGAGCUUUCAGAGAACGUUCUGGACACAGUGUUUAAAAUCUUUGACCUGGAUGGGGACAACUGCCUGAGUCAUAAAGAAUUCCUCACCGUGGUGAAAGACAGAGUACUUCGUGGGCUCAGGGUUCAACCCCAGUAUGGCUUUUCUGAUUACUGGAAAUGUGUGAAAAGAGAGACAUUGCAAGCAGCUAAAGAGGCACUUCGGGAAAUCGGCACCCCUGCCUGACAGGAGAAGGUCUGGCUGGUGUAUGUUUCUGGUCAAAUGUGGUUAUACUUGUAAUUUUAAUGCUUUUGGGGAGAUAAUUAAUUACCUACAAAUGCCAGGGUUUAAUUAUCUUGACUUGUUUUGAUCUAGUUUUAAUGAAUACUUUUCUUAGAAAAUGUUUACACAGGCCCAAAAUAUAUUGCUUAUGAAGUGAUAUUGUUGUUGGCCAAACCUAUUAAAUAGCCUAAAAUUAAGAAUAAUUUUAUAUAAAAAUAUGUAGUUUCAUUAUUAUGAGCUUUACCAUAAAUCUUGAAACAAGAGGUUUCACUACAUGCCAAAUCUGUGAUGUUCUUCAGACCUGAUUUAUUUUGUGAAAUGUUAUGAAAUUUGAGGUCUGUGCACACUCCAAAAAGAUUACACUGUCAGUUUGCAAAGCUUUUGCUUGUAUCGAGUGGACAUAACUUUUUAAUAAGAAACAUGUUUUAAUUGUAUUUACUUUAUAUUUUAUUUGGGAUGUGGCUGUGGUAUUGUUUACAUAUAACCUAAAUUGUAUUCUCUAUCAUGUGAAGCUUUGCUGUUAUAGGAGAUUAUAAUAUUAUCCUGUGGAAAAUUUGCAUGUAAUGCAGAUUUAAUGAAUUAUGUCAUUAUCACGGCAACACUCUUCAGCACUUUUAUACUGGGUGUAGUUGCUUUUUGGUGCUGUUUUGCGAUUGAACAGACAAUUUACAAAAGAAUAAGCUGACAGUUGUAAAUUUGAUUUUCAGUUAUGAAACUGACAGAUUUAACUGAGAAAUCAAGUUUUCUUCAUUUAAUUAGACUCCAGUUGAGUUAUUGUCAAAUCUGGGAUGAAAGUCAGUUUAACUAUUUUCUUAUUUUGGUUGUUUGCGUACUGUUAUUCAAUUUUAUUAGCCGGGACACUGUAAUGUUUUCAGUCUUUGAUUUUUCCCCCAAAAAUCUGAUUUUUUUCAUUUUUUAUUUCACAGAAUUAUGCUUGCUAACAAAUGUUGGUGUGUAUUUUGCAUUAAUAAAAGAGACUGUAAA